GUGCAGCAGAUGGAGUACCAAAACAACCGGGACAAGUGCCAGAGUCUCAAGGAACUGGAGGAAUUCGAGCGGAAGAUGGCGCAGAGCUGCAACGAUUUGUGUACGUGCCAGAAUGAGAACCGGAGAUUGAGGAGAUGUUUACAGGAGAAGGAAGAAGAGAUGCACAACCUGACUUCAGAGAUCAACCUGUUGUCGCGAGAGCUCCAGAGCGAGAAGCUGGAGAGCGACCGGCACCAGGAUCGAGCGGUGAACCUGGAGAACGACAACAAGGAGAUCUGUCGCUUGCUGCAACAGAAGGUUAAGUGCA
Messenger RNA from Candidula unifasciata, 307 nucleotides. Lineage: Eukaryota; Metazoa; Mollusca; Gastropoda; Stylommatophora; Geomitridae. The record is from the annotation of a GenBank genome assembly.